Messenger RNA from Mytilus trossulus (common blue mussel), 1795 nucleotides. Its product is annotated as B9 domain-containing protein 2-like. The transcript has 4 exons. Gene Ontology annotation, biological process: cilium assembly. Gene Ontology annotation, cellular component: MKS complex. Bases 163 to 690 code for a protein of 175 amino acids. The record is from RefSeq and is a predicted model, not a curated record. Lineage: Eukaryota; Metazoa; Mollusca; Bivalvia; Mytilida; Mytilidae.
CAAAAAUGGUGGACAGGAAUGAACAUUAAACAAUUUAUCUAAAGAAAAUGAAAUUUCCUGAUAUAUAAGAUAUCAGAGAAGCCUAUAUCAGAAAACUUUUAACCAUUUAUUUACAAAAUAACUGAAUUCAGCAUUUUAUCUACUUAAAUUACGGCGUGAAUCAUGGCAGAAGUACAUAUCAUAGGACAGAUUCUUGGUGCUGAUGGAUUUCCAGAUCAUAGUUUGUUUUGUAAAUGGGGUAUACAUACAGGAGGAGCAUGGAAAGCUUUGUCUGGUCUAAGAGAAGGACAAACACAAGUAGAUAACCCACAAAAUUAUGAUGAGGCUUACUGGGCUCAUCCAAUAGAUGUUCACUUUACAACCAAAGGUUUACAAGGUUGGCCAAAAAUUCAUUUUCAAGUUUGGCAUCAGGAUUCUUUUGGACGGAAUGAACUAUAUGGAUAUGGAUUUUGCCAUGUGCCUACAUCACCUGGUACCCAUAAAAUUUCAUGUCCAACAUGGAGACCAGCAGGAACAUUUAGAGAACAAGUUUCUCAAUAUUUUGUUGGUGGAGGACCACAGCUGAAGAAUCCUGAUCUGAUUUACAGUGGAGCUGAUAGAUACAGACUAAAUACAGUUGCCAUGGGCAAUGUUCACAUGAAUAUAGGUGUUGUUCUUAGAAACUUUGACAAAUAUGGAAUUGAAUGUUGAUUUAAAAAAAAAAUGUAAUUUAUACAUUAUUUUUUAAAUGAUACCAGAGGCAUGACGCAAUUUUUUUUAUUUCAGAAACAAUCAACAGCUCUUUCUGAAUUCUUUUCAUAGGUUCAUUUUGAUAAUUUGAACUUAUUUGAUACAAAUUGUUUUUUAAGUCAAUACCAAAUAAAAUUGUCGUUCUCCAUGGCUAGUGAUUGAUUUGGCAUAUUAGCAAAAUAUCAUCUAAAUUUCAGACAAUAAAUAAUUUGUGUCCAUAAAUUAAAUGAAAUAUCAUUAGUAUGCCUCUAUUAAUCACGCAGUUGUAUUAUGGUCAUUUGGUAAGAAAAUUUUGAUUGACCGAAGUUUCAAAAACAAACUAUGGUUAACAUUGAAAGGAAUGGAGGGUCAAUGUUCUUAAUUUAUUUUCAUUAUGUAUUAUGUAAUUAUGCUAAUAGUGAUUUAUUAUCUAAUAAAUUUAUACUUUGAUUUCUCAUCAGUCAGGAUUUUCCAUUUUGAAUUUAUCAAACAUUAUAUAGGCAUUAUAUAUAUUUUAAUAUAACUUUAGUAAGAUUUAUGGCGUUUAAUUAUGUCAGUUCAUGAAAAUCAAAUGGUUGUAUUUUGUUGCGUUCACAAGUUAGUCUCCAGUCUCCUAGCUUUAUAAAUACAAUGCAGAUAUUAGCAAAUGGUUCAGGAAUAUGGUUUUUGGAGAAAAUGUUUUGUGAGCUAAAUCUAUUUGGAAAAAGAUGAAAUUUGCAUUAGGCUUAACAUGGAAUUGCAAAGAAAUAUAUCUUUUGAUUUUUGAUUUUUUCCAUUCAAAAUUUAUGUUUAGAACAUGACACACAUUGUGUCAAUUCAAAAGUUAUGUUUAGAACUUGACACACAUAGUGUCCAUGUUUCAACUCUGAUAUAUCAAAACUUCAUAUUCACCAAAAGAAUUGUAUUUGUACUAAAUAACAUAGGGAUGGAAAACCUAUUGUAAUUUUUUGGUGUUAUGAAUAAUCUCAUUUGAAACAUAUAUUGAUUCAACAAAUGAUACAUUUAUUCUUUUCAUAUAUACAAAUAUUUCAAAUGACAGUUUGAAAAUAUGUAAGUAGCAAAUUAGCAAUAUGUAAAGUUUGUAAAU